AUGACAAGUUUUUAUGAUGAAGUAGAGAUUGAAGAUUUUGAAUUUGAGGAAGAAACAAAAACAUAUCAUUAUCCUUGUCCGUGUGGAGACCGUUUUGAAAUCACAUUGGAAGACUUAAUGGAUGGAGAAGACAUUGCACGAUGUCCAAGUUGUUCAUUGAUGGUUCGCGUAAUAUAUGAUUUAGUAAGUGUUAAAGAAUUUAAACCUGUCAGCUCAUAA
This is a messenger RNA of Entrophospora sp. SA101, 219 nucleotides long. NCBI's taxonomy places the organism in Eukaryota, Fungi, Glomeromycota, Glomeromycetes, Entrophosporales, Entrophosporaceae. The record is from the annotation of a GenBank genome assembly.